GACGGACUUUUUUAUCGGCGUCGCCACCCCAUUAGGAUUCGGGGCGGCAUCCCGCGUCGCUCCCCGUGUGUAUGCGUAGAGCUGCAGAAGCGCCGCUGCUGCUGACGGCGACGGACCGGCAUUUUUCUUUCUCUGGCGUGUUUUUCUGCUGGCGGGUCUCGCUCGCACGCCCUCCUCCUGCGCCUGGUCAGCUUGCCGUACUCAUCGCGUCGAGCGACUGCGUUGCACUCGGCAGCUUUGCCGAGAUUUCUUCCGCCCUCGUCUUCAGACCUACGUAAUAUAGCGAAGCGUAGGACAACGCCGUGACAGCCCCCCAUUGUGUGCAUUUCCUGUGCGUAUCGGAACCGCGACAUCGUCCGCAAGGAGACAAAGCUUCGACGACGACCGCCGGCAAACCGGGAGGACAUGGUCUUUCGCUGCACCGUUUGAUAUCAGUUCUUUUCCGUGCUGCCCGCGUUCUGGUGUGUGAUGCUCGGUGCUAUCUGCAUGGAUGAUUCGUGUGUGAGACUGCCAUACAAGGAGUGACCAUCGCCAGGCAAACCUUUGUGCGCUGCAACGAGGUCUUUCGCAUGCUAUAGACCUUUGUGUGCCGUGAGUUUUUACGUACAGUCGCCUUCAGCUUGUGCCGGCUUUUAGGUGCUCAGCUCUGUCCGCAACCGAGCCUGGACGAGAAGUAAAACGAGGCUUCCCGUUGCGAGGCUGAGCGACCAUCCGCGAGAACGAUUUGUGGAAGGAAUCUCGCUCGCCGCUAGGGGUUGUGCCACGCGCGGUGGUCUUCGCUCUCGUUCCCUCUGGGCGACCGCAACGAAAGAGUAGCGAAACACGAGCGUACUUCUCGGAGCGGUUCCCGAGUGCAUCUCGAGUAGCGCACGCACAUCGGCGGCGCUGAUUUGGGAUUCCUGGCAUCCAGCAACGCGGUAGCCAGGACCCGCGUCUCACGGCGUGUCAAGCCCCGGCGAAGGGUUAGGAAGGAGGCGGCAGCAAACGAGGCAGCGCUGUAAGCGACUGCUUUCGGCGUUGCAUCGCCUUACGAGGAAGCCAGAUCGCGGCAGGAAACUGAAAAAUAAAUUUCCCAGUGCCUGACUCCCGCCCUCCUCAGACCUGCUCGUGCGUGCUAGGCGUCGAGGGGCGUACGCGAGGAGCCGGAAUCGGUGUCGCGUAGCUUGUGACACGAGGAGGAGGACGAAGAAGGAGCGCGCGGAUUGAAAUAUUCGCCAGAAAAGAGGGAGAAUUCUAAACGCCAUAGCAUCGGCCGGUGAGCUGUGGUGCGCCACCUCCUGCGAUCUCUCGCCGAAGCUGUGGUGCAAGAUUGGUGUCGCAUAGUGCUUGGCAGAAGGAAAAGGGCUACGAAGAAGGUGCGAGAGGAAGAAGAAGAAGAAGCAGAGCGAGUGGCCGCUUGGCGCGCUGGCCGUUGGAACGCUCGAGCCGGCCGCCGACGGACGGCGGCAGGCGCAUCGGCAUGGCGCCGCGCACGACCGUCCCGGCGGCGGCGGCGGCGGCGGCCUGGUGAGCAAGAUGCGCAAGUGGUUCGGCAGUAAGCCCAAGGAGUCCGAGCCGGGAGCGCAAGUCGCCUCGGAAAAGAGGAGCGGCCACGCUAGCAAGGUGCCCUCGCCGGCCUGGAACCCGGCGUCACCGCACCCACAGCCGCAGCACCAGCAGCUGGCCGCCGUACCACCGUCCGCCGCGACCUCGAGCCGGAAAGCCAGCGGCAGCUCGCCAGAGGGCUCCGAAGAGGACACGCAGACGUCUGUCCGAUCCAGUUCUGGGACAGCAGCCACGCUGGCUAGCGGCAAGAUCGAACGGCGGCACUCCGUCGACUCCAGGAGGUCGGCUCGGAACUACGCGCUGCGGGACUCGACCGUUGUUUGGGACGGCCGCGUCACCUUUGAGAGGUUCCUUGAAGAGGCCAGGAAGUCCUUUGAACAAAAAUGGACCAGUCCUAGUUCGAACACAGCCUGCCUGGAGGACUUUGACCGGAUCAAGACACUAGGGACUGGCUCCUUUGGGCGGGUGAUGCUCGUCCAGCACAAACAGCACAAGGACUAUUAUGCCAUGAAAAUACUAGAUAAACAAAAGGUAGUGAAGCUAAAACAAGUAGAACACACCCUAAAUGAAAAACGGAUAUUACAAGCCGUCGAGUUCCCAUUCUUGGUCAAGCUAGCAUACCACUUCAAGGACAACUCAAACUUGUACAUGGUACUGGAGUAUGUGCUUGGAGGCGAGAUGUUCUCACAUCUAAGGAAAAGUGGGAGAUUCUCGGAACCACACGCGCGGUUUUACGGCGCCCAGAUUGUGCUGGCGUUCCAGUACCUGCACUCCCUAGACCUCAUCUACCGGGACUUGAAGCCCGAGAACCUGCUGAUUGACCACACAGGAUACAUCAAGGUUACAGAUUUUGGAUUUGCCAAGCGAGUCCGGGGACGGACCUGGACCUUGUGUGGCACACCUGAAUAUUUGGCUCCAGAGAUCAUUCUCAGCAAGGGCUACAACAAAGCUGUCGACUGGUGGGCACUUGGUGUCCUGGUGUACGAGAUGGCGGCUGGCUACCCACCUUUCUUUGCUGACCAGCCAAUCCAGAUAUACGAGAAAAUUGUCUCUGGCAAGGUCCGCUUCCCAUCGCACUUCACGUCCGACCUGAAGGACCUGCUGAGGAAUCUGCUGCAGGUUGACUUGACAAAGCGCUUUGGCAACCUCAAGAAUGGUGUCAAUGACAUCAAGAACCACCGGUGGUUUGCCACGACAGACUGGAUCGCCAUCUACAAGAAAGAGGUUGAGGCCCCAUUUGUGCCGAAAUGCAAGGGUCCCGGAGACACGAGCAACUUUGAUGAGUACGAAGAGGAAGCCCUGCGCAUAUCGUCGACGGAAAAGUGUGCCAGGGAGUUUGCCGAGUUCUAGGCUGGGCGGCACACAGGAGAGAAUGGACCCGGGGAGCCGACGACUAGGGGAGGCUGUUGAGCUCCUUCACACUUUUUUUGUCCCUGGCAGUGAAAAGCAAGAACCACAUGCGCUGCCUUGUCCAUGCACACCUCCCAUGGGUGAGGGGAGAGAACAGACAGAUCAAGGCACUCACCAAAGGCUAUGAUGUCCACGCACUCAUGCAGGUUUUUCUUGACCGAUAAACUGGCGCUGGGCCAAUCUUCGGCAGCCACGACCUGUGUGUGUUCCCUGGAUUGUCUGUCAGCGCUGCUUGCUUCGUGCCCCCCUCACACCCCACGGUCUCCUCUGCCCCCGUUGGCUCUCCCAGGCAUGCAUGUCGGUUUGUGUCCUGUCGGGUGCGCCUCCCCCCCCUCCCUUCUUUGUUUUUCCCGUUCCUCAUCAUUUCUCUCGCUGUCUGCCCCACAUGCAGCUCCUGGCAUAAAGGCUAGUGACAUUGGCUAGUCAAUGCUGGAGGCACAGCCAUGCAGGCCUUGAGAAACCACUCUGGGCAAUCGCUGGGAGACCAUAUUCUCACUGCGGAACAAAGCUUCUUGACAUUGUGGUGCACAGCCAGCAGAAGAGAGGGUCCCCACAUACAAACGCUGCCUUUAGCUUUCUCGUAUGCAGCAGAGAGCUAGCAGAGGCUGUGCGGGCUGCCUAAUAGCUUGAGUGUCCAGCCAAGCGGACAUUGGGGACUCCCUCUGUGGGUGGCUGCUGAGAAACUUUGUUUCUGCUGUGGAACAGGGUUCUCCUAGGUUUCCUGACCGUGCACAUGAUAGAAGAAAACAGUUCCCAGCAUUUCUCGCACCACUGACCCCAGCUCUCUAUGCUGUCCUGCCUUUGGCACUAUCUCCACUUGUAUAGCGAGAACCCACUACUGUUGCUGCGUUUCUUUCUCUCCUAGGCAUUACCAUAGAGGUGAAUAAAGUGUAUUUUGGUGGAAUUGAGAAAGUAUGGGAGCCUGCCCUUAUGUUUUACCUCCAGGGCCAGGCACUUGCAUGUUAACAGCGACUAUACUCUUUCUAGGCAGCCACUGAGCUUCUAAGAGGCAAAUGAGAUAUAAAAAAAAGCGAUACAAAUGAGGUUGCAGCAUGUCUGUAUGUGUGCGUGCAAGUGUCUAUAGUCUCUCGUGGUGGCAUCUGCAUUUUAUUUUUAUCUCCUUUUUUUGUCUCAGUGCACAAAGUGAGUUUUGCAAUGCCACACAUACUCUACAACUCUCUCCUCCGACUGUGACGGCAGAUAAUUUGAUGCCUGCAGCUUUGGAGAGGCUUCAUCCUAGGCUAGCGCAUGUCUGGAAGGAGUAACCAUUUGGGGGCUUGUCAUCACAUCCUUUGUCAGCCUCCACGCUAGUAGAGCUUGGAAUGGUGGCUGCAGGUGCAAAAUUGUGUUCUCUCCUCUCCUGACCACAGCAUUGCUUUCCUGGUUGGUUGCACUUGCACUGGUGCACAUGCUCUCUUGGCACAUCUCUUCAGUUGUUGUCCCAAAGUCCUUCGUUUUGUUCGGUGCGAAGAACCCAUCAGUGACCACCACACCUGUUCUUCUUGGUACACUGCCAAGUCACAGGCCCCUGCACUGGAGUACAAGAGCACUCGCACAUUACGAGGUUAGACAACUUUUCAGUUUGCUCUUGGCAGGUCCCCUAGCAUCUUCGAAAGAGAGUUCUUUUUUUCUGCUAGGCUUUCUCGCCGGGUAUAAUGUCUGCCAAAUUGCAGUGUGUGCAUACUGUUGAAAAGAUACUUGUGCAAGUGUGUGCCAGCCAACCUGCUUAUAAGCAGAAUUAAUGCAAGUUAGGCUUGGUCAGCUGGAUGUCAUGAACACAGUGCAGAUGCAGAUUGUGACUGGUUGUUGUGACGCUGUACUGCUUUGUGUCAAGAAUGAACAUGCUUCAAGUUUGGGUAUUGGAGCUGAAAAUAUGUGGGUGUGCCAUUCAUCAUACCGGUGUUUUAUUUUGCACACACCCCAUAGCCGGCACACACAUUUUGCAAUGGCAUUGCUGGUAGCAGCAGUUCCCCUACCAGCUUCGGUGUCGCGCUGCCUGUUCUUCCAUGUCGGUUGAUUCAUUUAUGCCUCAGUCCCUACUAUUGCGAAUCCAGUGCUUGGCCAGGGGCUCCUUUGGAUCUUGUCCGUGUAGCUUGAAAGCUUGUGCGCCUCUUGGUUUUUAUCACCCCGUUGAUGGCCACGCCUGUAAAUACAGGGAUGUAUCUGUUUGGUAUAUGCAAUACUAACUACACAGGCUUUCCUCUGGACCCUCUUUCUAAACAUAUUCUCCCAGCCACACCUUCCUGAGCGUCUUCUUGGGUUUCAUGCAAGGUAGGACUGACUAGCUUUCUUGGUCUCACGGGGUUGCGCCGUUUCUCUUUUGAAGCCCCCAUAUAAUCAGCACGCCAAAUGCACAUGCCCAGGCCUUUUUAAGUGCGAGGCCAGUUUAAAGAAUGAUGGCACCGUUAGAUGUGUGUUUGUUUACCAAAUUGCCAGAAUUAUGUGUGAGGAAGUGGUCAACCUUUCUUGUGUAAGAAUACUGUGGGCCAUUGCUUGCUGGGCUUUUCUUUUUCAUCCCCUUUUGUAGGACGUGUCUUGUGGCUGUUGCGUGUUAUGCCUGACCCUUUGCAUACUCACUUGGAGAGAGGGAAAAAAGUGUACAUGCAAGACGUUGGUCCUUUUGUCUGCAAUUCAUCUGUUCUUCUUGUAACCCACUUCGGUUGACUGACCUCUCCAGUCUUCAGUCAUCUGCGAUUUCUGGAUUUGCAUUACAGGUUUCUCCUGUAUAUCAAUUAAUUUUCCAGCAAGUGUUCACCAAGUCCUUUAUCAUUCUUUGUUGGUUAAGUUUGGUGUUGCACUGGUAUUGCUCUUAUGUUGCUCAAGAAUCAUAUCUGCAAUACUUUGCUGCAGCUCAUUUGCAAUAUUUUCCUACAUGCUGUGUUCUACACUUUGUCUAGAUGGGUUCUGCAAAGCUGUGCGCUUGCACAUAUCCUUUCAUGGUGUCAAAAAGCUAACACUAAGCCAGUUGAAUCAUAUGAGAUGUAGUCAGAGAAUUAUUCUCUUGUUACAAUCUUUGUUUCUUUUUUUACCUGAGAUGGGAACUUUUGUCCUGAAACAUUUUAAGUUUUUAGUGCCACACAUGUUGCAGUUUCCAAGUUUAUUUUUACGUUUCCUUGACAAAAUGAACUACAGUCUUUAAGACUCUCGGUGAUCUUAAAAGCUUCAUAAUAUAAUUUUUUUCCUCUUCCUUUUUUGAGGAUGAUGUAGCAAACUGCAGUAUUUUUGUAGGUGGAAUUGAUGGUGUUGACACAAGAGCCAUAGUGUUGUGCAUUGGAUUGUACUAUUGUUUCCAAAAGCUUAUGGGAGGCAGGUGUCACAAAAGAACUGAUUUUCUGCAUAGGUUAGGCUUGCCAAAAAAGUUGUUUUGUGUUGGUUGCACAUGUUAAGGCAGACUGCAACUCAAAAUCCAAGGUGCAUGCCGAAGCGUUGUGAAAAGUUUUUUCCCGUAAGUACCGCACCCUGUAAACUUUUGGUGCCAACAGUACAUUAGUGGACUUACUUCCAUGUGCUUGUUAAAUGACAAUGUAUUGAUCAGGGCAGAAAGACAUUUAGGAGCUUGGGAGUUUCUGAGUGGUUACUAACGCUCUGCUUUUAGUUGUUUUCAAGUAUUUUAAUUGUGAACUGCAUAAGUCAUCACCGUGUUGAGCCAAUCCAACAGAAAGAGAGGGUCAAACUAUGUGCUUGAGUUUUGUUUCUUGUUUUCUUGGUGAUGUUGCUUCAUCUUAGGUCAUCUUGUCUCAUAAUUGUGUUGUCUCCCCUCCGUUUUUUUUCUGUCAUCCCCUCUGGUUCCAAUGUGAUUGUGUCCCACACUUGCAAGAACUUAGCAAAAGUUUGUUUUUUGAUGUUUGCCUCGAGGUGUCUUUUUAUCUAGUCCAGCUCACAGAUUGAUAUAUAUACAAACACAUACACACACACACAUGAAAAUACUGAGGAUAUCGCAGAGAGAGCAGUUCAAAGAUUAAUAAGAAGCCUGAAUACCUUUCCUUUUUUUUUCUUCUUUUUUUUUUUUUUCCUCGACCACCCCCAUACCCGUGUCAUGACCUCUGCUCUCCUGGAUCCUAGUUCUGCGAACCCCCAUGCUGUCAUUCGUUGCUUGCAAAUUUUUAGCCUUGUAUAUUUGUUAACUUGUGGUUGGAGCUGUUCUUGUAUUAAAAGUUGUUAUACUAAAUA
Messenger RNA from Dermacentor silvarum, 7125 nucleotides. RefSeq names its product cAMP-dependent protein kinase catalytic subunit 1 (gene Pka-C1). Bases 1516 to 2895 code for a protein of 459 amino acids. Gene Ontology annotation, molecular function: ATP binding; cAMP-dependent protein kinase activity. The record is from RefSeq and is a predicted model, not a curated record. Gene Ontology annotation, biological process: peptidyl-serine phosphorylation. Gene Ontology annotation, cellular component: nucleus; cAMP-dependent protein kinase complex. The transcript is spliced from 11 exons. NCBI's taxonomy places the organism in Eukaryota, Metazoa, Arthropoda, Arachnida, Ixodida, Ixodidae.